UGUAAGAUUGUCAAACUACCAUACCCAGCAGCCCUUGCGGCCACAGACCGGAAAAGGUGGAGUUUGAGCCAAAAUGAGGGAAAAUAAGAACAUGUCCGAGUCCCCCUCUCAAGCGGGAAAAGAUCUACCGGCGAAAAAACAAAAACUAAGCAGUGACGAGAACAGUAACCCUGAUUUAUCAGGGGACGAGAAUGAUGAUGCUGUCAGUGUGGAGAGUGGGAACAACGCGGAGCGCCCGGACACACCCACCAACACCGCCAACGCCCCGGGCAGGAAGAGCUGGGGCAAGGGCAAGUGGAAGUCCAAGAAGUGCAAGUACUCCUUUAAAUGUGUCAACAGCCUGAGGGAGGACCACGGGCAGCCGCUCUUUGGGGUCCAGUUCAACUGGCACAGCAAGGAGGGAGACCCGCUGGUGUUCGCCACAGUCGGGAGUAACCGGGUAACUCUGUAUGAAUGUCACUCUCAGGGAGAAGUAAGACUCCUGCAGUCUUAUGUCGAUGCAGAUACGGAGGAGAACUUCUACACGUGUGCGUGGACCUACGACACCAACACCAGCCAUCCGCUGCUGGCCGUCGCCGGGUCCCGCGGCAUCAUCCGGGUGAUCAACCACAUCACGAUGCAAUGCAUCAAGCAUUACGUCGGUCACGGGAACGCCAUCAAUGAGCUCAAGUUUCACCCGAGGGAUCCGAAUCUCCUUCUGUCCGUUAGCAAAGAUCACGCUCUGCGUCUGUGGAACAUACAGACGGACACUCUCGUGGCAAUAUUCGGUGGAGUGGAAGGUCAUCGAGAUGAAGUCCUGAGUGCUGAUUUCGAUCUUCUGGGUGAAAAGAUAAUGUCAUGUGGGAUGGACCACUCCUUAAAGCUCUGGAGAAUCAAUUCAGAGCGGAUGCAGAAAGCCAUCCGGGGGUCUUAUGAGUACAACCCAUCGAAGACCAACCGGCCUUUCGUCUCACAGAAAAUUCACUUCCCCGACUUCUCGACACGAGACAUCCACAGAAACUACGUGGACUGUGUGCGGUGGCUGGGCGACCUCAUUCUCUCAAAGUCCUGUGAGAACGCCAUCGUCUGCUGGAAACCGGGAAAGAUGGAGGAGGACCUCGAUCACAUUAAACCGAACGAGUCAAAUGUGACGGUUCUGGGCCGCUUCGAUUACAGCCAGUGUGACAUUUGGUACAUGCGCUUCUCCAUGGACUUCUGGCAGAAGAUGCUGGCUCUGGGAAACCAGGUGGGCAAGCUUUAUGUUUGGGACCUAGAAGUGGAAGACCCACACAAAGCAAAGUGCACCACGCUGACCCUCUCCAAGUGCACGUCGGCCAUCCGGCAGACCAGCUUCAGCCGGGACAGCGGCAUCCUGAUCGCCGUGUGCGACGACGCUUCCAUCUGGCGCUGGGACCGCCAGCGCUGAGCCGCCUCGCUGGAGGAGAGCCGACGGGCUCCCGAUGCUUCCUGACCCCCCCCCCCCCCCCCCCCCCCCCCCCCUCCCCUGUCGUUGUUGUUGUUGUUCAGAUUCACGCUGCAAGAAAUGUCUGUUUGAACGUUUAAUUAUUUAAAAAGAGGCGGGAGACGGGGAUUCCUCUUUGUUUUUCGCGGUGUCUGAUCAUUCCUCCCCAUGCGGGAGUCCUUCCUUUACGCCAACGUUUCUGAGCCACAACACUAGAAAACAAAAAGAUGGACGUUGUUACAAGUCGUAGAAAAGUAUUUUAAGUGAAUCUGGAUUUAAAUGUACUGUAACAGCAUGUUGGUGAAGUAUUGGACUUCAGGUUCUUGCCCCGCGUGUGCCUUCUAGAUUUCUAUGCAGCUCCUUCGUGGAAAGUGAAUCAAUAACACCCAGACAUGAGGAAUCUUCUCAAUCCACAGGCAGGUUUGUUUUAUUAACACACAACCGAUGAAACGCCCAAAGAAGGACUUUCUUUGCAGUGGGGCACGUUUUAUACUCACUGGUACACACACGAAAUGAAGACUUGUGUCCUUUUUAUUAUCUACAUUCCUUUGUUUUCUUUGAUGACUUCUUCCCACUUCCACACACACACACACACACACUUUGACUGGAGGCUUUGAGGACACUCAAUAAAAUGUAUUUUAUAAAUAUAUAUAUACACGCAAGAGUCAGUUUGUGCAGCUAUUUGGUAUUGAUCCUCGACACUUUCAUAUGGCUACAAAUCUGAUGGAAAAGUGGGAUUUAGUCUUUCUGUAAUUUGGCUUUUAUUUUGAAAUUUACAACUUAAUCCCGCUAUAAAAUAAAGUGGCGUUCUUCUAACUUUAUUCACUGCUUGUAAUUCAAACUUUUUGGAUUUGAAUAAAAUUAUUUUUCUACAGA
This is a messenger RNA of Gasterosteus aculeatus aculeatus (three-spined stickleback), 2317 nucleotides long. RefSeq names its product embryonic ectoderm development (gene eed). Gene Ontology annotation, molecular function: protein binding. The record is from RefSeq and is a predicted model, not a curated record. Lineage: Eukaryota; Metazoa; Chordata; Actinopteri; Perciformes; Gasterosteidae.